GAUAGGGGGCGGAGUUGAUCAAGACCAUCUUACCUAAACUACUUCCCUAAUGUAAAGAGAGAGAGAGGGAGCAGAGUUGAGGGUCUUCAUUUUAUCCAGACAGUGUCUAACGCGUGGUUAGUGUGCGGAGCACAACAGUCCGUUGUCUAGGGCAUGACGGCGACUAGCCAUGCAUAAACAGACAGGGCAGACAGACAGACAACAGGAAAUAAUGGGCUCCAGCUAUACCUCAUAAACAACCAGCUUGUUGUUCUGUUCAUGUUUUAUCCAGCCAGUCGCUGUCUGAGUUGACCGAGUAUCGACCGUUCGCAUCUCGUCUCAGUCUUCUUUCCAUAUUUUCUCUUCAUCUCUCCUCUCGUUCUUCUUCACCAUGGGAUGUUCUUCGUCCAGCACACAGACUGUCGAUGAGGAGAAGAGACCGGGGACAAAACCCGAGGAGUCCAACGGAGACACAUUUGUUGUCGGGAAUGGUCACAUCUCGGAGGACACGGAGACCAUCGCUGACCAGAUGCAGCUUCCUGUCCAGAGUGCCCUGACUGAUGACUCUGAGGAACCCGUCAUCAUGGCCUCAGAGGCCCUGGAGACCAUGGGGUCUGGAUGGGAGGAGGACCAGGUCCUGGAGAUGCUGGCUGCAGCCGAGCCAGACGUUCCCCCUGAAGCCCCUGCUGAGGCUGCAGCCGUCCCUUCAGAGGAUGUGGUCUUAGUAGAGGCUGUGGUCCCAGUGGAGGUGGUGGACCCUGUUGAGGCUGUCGUGGUUGAGGCCGCUCCUGUGGCAGAGGCUCCUGCUGAGACAGUGGUGUCUGAGGAGGCUCCGGUUGUUGAAACUGGAGCUGCAGUGGAGGUGGCUACCCUGGUCGAGGCAGCUGCACCUGUGGAAGCUGCUGCCCCAGUCGAGGUGACUGAAACUGUCCCAGAGGCAGCUCCAGCCCCGACAGAGGAGACCCCAGCUCCAGCCCCGACAGAGGAGACCCCAGCUCCAGCCCCGACAGAGGAGACCCCAGCUCCAGCCCCGACAGAGGAGACCCCAGCUCCAGCCCCGACAGAGGAGACCCCAGCUCCAGCCCCGACAGAGGAGACCCCAGCUCCAGCAGCGGAGACCCCAGCUCCAGCCCCAAAAGAGGAGACCAAAGAUGCUCCAGCCCCUGUGGCCGCUGUCCCUGAACCAGUAACCCCUGCUGCUGAGCCUGUGGCCGCUGUCCCAGAGGGGGCCCCCGCUGUGGAGGCCCCUGCACCCAGUGACCCCAUAACUGACCUUGUUGUUGCUGCUGAGCCUGCAGCAGAGCCAAUAACCACCCCUGUGGCUGUGGAGGCCCCUGUAGCAGCCGUUGCCAAUGAGCCUGUGGAGGCCCCAGGACCAGUGGAGGCCCCAGGUGAGGUGGCAGCUCCAGCCCCAGAGCCUGCAGUAGAGACUCCUACCCCUGCUCCCGAAGCCGCCCCUGAGCUAACACCAGCCGCCCCUACCCCUGCCCCAGAGCUAACACCAGCCACCCCUGCUCCUGUGGCCCCGCCUACUCCUGCCCCAGAGCUAACACCAGUCACCCCUGCUCCUGAGGCCCCGCCUACUCCUGCUAUCUCAAUCCCAGAGAUUGAUGGUGUUCCGGUGGUUGUGUCGGAGGUGGCACAGGAAGCAGCAGCCUUGGUGUUGGCUGGAGUGGCACAGGAAGCAGAGAAAGACAAGAAACAGAACUAAGAAGAGAGGUCAAGCUGAGGAGGCCGCUGUGGCCUGGGAAACACAACCUUCUUGGAUAAAACCUCCGUUUUUACAUUCAGAGACGAUUUGUAGAUAAGAUGCACAACCCAAAGACCAGGAAGUUAAAACACACACACUCAUCUGUCACAACGAUGACUGACCAGGAAGUUAAAACACACACACUCAUCUACCACAACGAUGACUGACCAGGAAGUUAAAACACACACACUCAUCUACCACAACGAUGACUGACCAGGAAGUUAAAACACACACACCCAUCUACCACAACGAUGACAGACCAGC
Molecule: messenger RNA, 1993 nt
Organism: Oncorhynchus tshawytscha (Chinook salmon)
Lineage: Eukaryota; Metazoa; Chordata; Actinopteri; Salmoniformes; Salmonidae
Product: skin secretory protein xP2-like
Exons: 4
Coding region: 371-1690 (439 amino acids)
Source: RefSeq, a predicted model, not a curated record